Messenger RNA from Helianthus annuus (common sunflower), 1028 nucleotides. RefSeq names its product gamma-glutamyl peptidase 3. The transcript is spliced from 4 exons. The record is from RefSeq and is a predicted model, not a curated record. NCBI's taxonomy places the organism in Eukaryota, Viridiplantae, Streptophyta, Magnoliopsida, Asterales, Asteraceae. The coding region runs from base 56 to 847 and encodes 263 amino acids. Gene Ontology annotation, cellular component: cytosol.
CAAACUACUCAAAAUAUAAGAGCAUUCUUUCUCUACACACUAAAAACACACUGAAAUGGGGAUAGAAUGUGAAUCCAAGAGAAGGUAUGCAUUACUGUUAGCAGCAAGAGACUCAGAAUAUGUGAAGAAGGUGUACGGAGGGUAUUUUAAUGUGUUUGUUGCGGCUUUUGGGGACGAUGAAGAACAAGAAGAGAAGUGGGAUAUGUACCGGGUUGUAGAUGGGGAGUUCCCUGAUAUGAAUGAGCUUGAAAACUAUGAUGGGUUUGUUGUGAGUGGAAGCCCUUAUGAUGCUUAUGGAGAUGACAAUUGGAUUCUUGAACUUUGUCAUCUUUUGCAAACCCUAUAUUCCAUGCAAAAGAAAGUCCUUGGCAUUUGCUUUGGCCACCAGGUUUUGUGUAGGGCAUUAGGAGGAAAGGUCGGAAAAUCAGAUAGUGGUUGGGACAUUGGCCUAAGGAAAGUGAACAUUGUCAAAGAUUUCUCCCCUUGCAGCUUUCUGGAAACUUUCAUUGAGACACCCCCAGCUCUCAUCAUCAUUGAGUGCCACCAAGAUGAGGUGUGGGAGGUGCCAACGGGAGCACAAGUGAUAGCAUUCUCUGAUAAAACAGGAGUCGAAAUGUUCACAAUUGGGGAUCAUAUUCUAGGGAUUCAAGGUCAUCCAGAGUACCCCAAAGACAUUUUAAACAAUCUUAUAGACCGCCUUCUCAAUCAAGAUUCCAUUGAGACUGAACUAGCUAAUGUUGCAAGGUCAAAGCUGGAAACUGCAGAUCCAGAUAACAAGUGCUGGCAAGAAAUAUGCAAAGCAUUUCUUAAGGGUUACUGGAACCCAUAUUUAAGUAUUGAACAAUGAAGAUGUAUGUAAUACUUCCUUGAUGUUAACUACGUAGUGUUUCAAACAACCCCCUACCCUCAAAAAAAAUGUCUUAUGUGAUCUUGCCUUUCUAGUAAGAAUAAGCUUGAAAUGUAUUGUGAAUUGUGAUAUACAUGUGUAAUAAUAUAUAAUACAUGAAUACAUCCAAAGUCUUUAUUCA